Molecule: messenger RNA, 405 nt
Organism: Symbiodinium sp. CCMP2456
Lineage: Eukaryota; Dinophyceae; Suessiales; Symbiodiniaceae
Source: the annotation of a GenBank genome assembly
AUGGAGUCAAGCGACACCAGCCAACAAGAAAAGCAGGGCACUUUGCAAGCACUGAAGUGGAAGUUCAUAGGAGCUGGAUUCGAAGCCAUCGGAGCCCAACGGGCCCCAGGAACACGCAAAUCCUGGCGCAGCUGGUGUCAUAUGUGCGCGAGCUGUCGUUUAAUUGCCACCGGGGAGAUCACAUGCACGCAAGGAUCAGGUAACGAAUUGGAUUUUGUCCUGGUCAGCCGAAGCAUUGAGUCAGCGGUCACUUUGACAGCGGAUUGGCAGGUCCCAUGGAAACCGCAUGCAGCACUGCGGUUGACCAUUGUAGGGGCAGGUGUUGUGCAACCCCAAUGGCGCUUGCAGCAUUUCGCCAAGUUGACAGGAGACGUCAGUGACCAAUUCUGGCCGCAGGUGGGCUAA